Molecule: messenger RNA, 1626 nt
Organism: Brenthis ino (lesser marbled fritillary)
Lineage: Eukaryota; Metazoa; Arthropoda; Insecta; Lepidoptera; Nymphalidae
Source: the annotation of a GenBank genome assembly
AUGUGGCGAAAAAGGCCAUGGUCUCCUUUUGCAAGGCCGUCAUUUCUCAGAAGGAGGCAGCAGAGAGGGAUCGUGAAUCUUGAGCAGGUGGGAAGUAAAUCCAGAAUUGGAAGAGACCUUACAGUGUGCAGUCGACCGAGAAUGUCACGCAUGAAACCACAGUGGCAGUUACAAGCUAUAGCUGCUCAAAGAAGAGACAAUGAGCUACGUCGAGCUGAAGAACUUAAGAAGGUGGCUAAUUAUUUUGAACUUAACACCAAUAAGUCCAGACAUCAUGAACAAUGGACAACUGAAGGAUACUAUGAGAAAGCUAAGAAAGAAGCUGAGCUGCUUAGUGAAAAGAAAAUUAGAACUGCACAACUAGAAGAAAGACGAAAGAAGCUAGAGUUAAUGCUAUUUCAGGAGAAUAUGCAGUACCAGGAAGAGCUCAAAGCCUUGGCUUCACAACCUAAAUAUUAUAAAAAUGGUUCAUAUCUAAACAAAGUACCAACGUCGACGUUGCAAGAGAUCAACCAAGGUAUUAUGGAAAAGGAGGAACAACUUCGGAAACAGGAAGCCGAGUUAAAAUUGUACCAUGCAUGGAGGUUGAGGCAGCCUGAGUUGAGAGCUGCUAGCUCUUACAUUGCUAAUGGCAAGUUAAAGUCAGCUUGGAUGGAGCAGAUAGUAGAGAAAGAGAUGCAGAAGAAAAAAGAAGAUGAGGACACGCGGAAGAUUCUGCAAGAGAGAGACGAGGUGCUCCGUCGCCAGAUACAGAUAGAAGAAGAGAGAUUACGGGAGAAGGAGCUGCAAAUGAAGGAGCUCAGAAAUAGUUUAGAAGGACAAAUAGCAGAGCUAAGCGAGAAAGAGACGGUAGUCAAGAAACUACGAAAACUAGAAGAAAGAGAGAGGUUGAUACUGGAAGAGCUACAAAUGCUAACAAGUGAAAGAGAAAGAGAACAUGCGAAGCUUGUGGCUAAUAGAGAUGUACAUAUAAUUAAUAUGGGCCUACAUAAGUACAAUUUGAAAAGAAAAGUAAUAGCGGUCAUUAAUGAAAUUGAUCUGGAAUUGCAAAUGUUGGCAAAAAUAAGGAAUAGUGUUUUGAAGGACUACGAAGCAAAUCGUGAAAAAUGUGCAAAUUACAAACGUACCUUGGACGCGGCGCUGCGGGAGUUAGAGGAGCACAGAGAGAGGGAGCGACAAAGACAGAAGAAUAUAGACGUAAUGUAUGAUGGUGAAGCGAGGCAGAUUAAUGAGAAACAAGAUAAGCUCUGGGCAAAAGAACGUGAGGCGCGUAGCAAUCUAAUGAAGGAAGUUAUCAAAACUCUCAAAAAACAAGUAGAAGAGAAGAUCGAGGCGAAUAUUCGUUUGCAAAAGGAGAACGUGUUAGAGCGAGAGAAGAUUCUAGAACAAAUGGACAGCUUCCAUCAGGACGUACGCGCUAAAGAGAGGGAAACUCAGCUCAAGGACUCGUCAUAUUCAACUAUAACGGCUUUACAGUCACAGUUAAACGGUCUCCGCCUACAAAAGGAACAGAUAGAAGAAAUAGCGUCCCGCGAGGCCGAGUUGCGCGAGGCCGCGCUGCACGAGCGGCUCCUACGUUCUGAGAUCGCCAAAGCACAGAGAGAAGGAAACACACAAGCCUGGGCA